AUGUGCACUAGUGAUGUGGUUAUGGACUAUAUUGAAGGUCAGAAGCAAGAUAAAAUCGCUAGUAAUAUUUUAAUUUUGCUAGAGUUUGUGGCUGUGGAUGAUUUGGAAGGAUUUAAGUUAGUGGUUGAAGAAGAUGGUUUCAAUAUCAACGAUUCUGAUUUAUGGUAUGGUAGAUCGAUAGGAUCGAAGAAGAUGAUGCUUGAGGAAAGCACACCUAUUAUGAUUGCCUCGAUGUUUGGUAGCAAACGGGUUACAAAGUUCAUUCUUGGAUUUACUUUUGUUGAUGUUAACAAAGCAUAUGGUUCCGAUUCAAUAGAGCAACUACUUUACACAUGGUUGUUGUUGGUGGAUCCAAAUCAUCCGUUGAAGUAG
Molecule: messenger RNA, 372 nt
Organism: Lactuca saligna
Lineage: Eukaryota; Viridiplantae; Streptophyta; Magnoliopsida; Asterales; Asteraceae
Source: the annotation of a GenBank genome assembly